AUGAGAGGAACCCUGUCCCCCAUUGUUGGUCAGAACAAGGUCAUUAUAAAAGAAAAUUCUGCAAUGUUUGUCGAAAGAGGCUCGAUGAUACCUGGGCCGUGCGCUGCGAAAGUGAGUCUCUGCGGCUAUUCCGUGCACGCGGAGUGCCAGGAUUUCGCGACCCCCGACUGCAAGGAAUGCGAGACGUACAUCCCGGAGCGGCAACUAGACACGACAGCCCACAAGCAUCACUGGAGGGAAGGCAACCUCCCGCCCAAUUCCAAAUGCGUCAUUUGCAAGAAGACCUGCUGGUCGGCCGAGUGCCUGACCGGCUUCCGGUGCGAAUGGUGUGGGAUCACGUGCCACCCAGGGUGCAAAAAGAACGUGCCUCCAGAAUGCAACUUUGGGAGCUUGGAGCCCAUCAUGCUGCCUCCGCAUGCAGUGUCCAUUCCAAGGACGGAAGUGCCCAUGGAUGCCAUCUUCGGCGUCCAACGUCGUCGGAAGGAGGGCAUACCACAUCGCGGGCUGAUUCCAGAGGAACCAUCGAGUACGAACCUGAGGGCUUGGGACGAAGACAACGCCUCCGGUGGAUAUCAACAGCAGAAGGACAAGGAUCGCCGCGAUCGGGAGGAACGCGACGAAGCAGAGGUGGUAAAGGUCUUCGACGGGAACUUGAGCUUGAGCCGACGGAUGUUCCGAUCUGUGACCGUAUCACAUAAUGUCACGUUGGAACAGCUCCUUUCCUCUGCACUCAAAGCAUUCCACAUUCGGAGGGAUCCGAAGCAUUUUUACAUUGCCGACGCUUACACGGCCGAGGAAGGAGAGCUCACCGAACAGUAUCCACUGCAUCAUCUCAUUCGUGCCGAAGGGAAACGCCCUGCCGUCUUCCUUCGAGAUAAAGGCAAUGACUGUGGUGAGAUCGAGGUGUACCCAUCCCGGCUGCACGGGAUCACCAGUUACAGAGUGCUCACUGUGACGAACGAGACCACCGUGGCCGAACUCAUCAUUACUGCCCUGCAGAAAUACGGCCUUCUCGGCGAGGACUCGAAGGACUACCAGAUGACGGAAGUCUGUCUGGAUAAAGGAGGUCAGUGCACUCCUGUUGCACUCAGGAGCGACCUGGGCUCUGGAUCUCUUCUCAUUCGUUCUCCAGUGUCCGAGAGGGUGAUGGGGAUGGACGAGCAGCCGUGGGAGUGCCUCAAGGCCCUGAGUCGAGAUUCCAUUCGCCAGAUGGAGCUCACGAGAUUCUAUUUGCAGAAGGUGGAGGACCCGCACGGACCCAGCAUUGCACUGUUCGUGGGAAACCUUCCGAUGAAUCUCUCGCAGAGGCAGUACGAAUCCAUUCUCAUCGACAUGUUGGGGAAGGAUAACAAGUUCGUCACCAUCGGUCCCAUCUAUUACGAGUAUGGGUCCCUGGUCAUCACGUAUACGGAUCCCAUCGAGGCCGUUCGGGCCUUCUAUACGCUUCGGGAAGUCAUGGUCGAAGACAAGACGCUCAUGGUGUUGCUGUUGCCGAACAUUACGCCGUCGAUGAUCCCCCCGAAAGUGAAGCCGUUGUUGGUGUUCGUGAACGUGAAAAGCGGGGGGUGUCAAGGGCUUCAGCUCAUCGCCAGCUUCCGCAAGCUUCUCAAUCCCUACCAAGUCUAUGAUCUCGACAAUGGUGGUCCCCUGUCUGGGUUGUACGUGUUCCGAAAGAUCGAGGACUACCGGAUCUUGGUGUGUGGGGGAGACGGAACGAUCGGCUGGGUCCUCCAAUGCUUGGACAAUGUGGGCCAGGAUUCUGAGUGUUCAUCUCCACCGUGUGCUAUCGUCCCCCUUGGGACUGGGAAUGACCUUGCCCGGGUCCUCCACUGGGGGGCUGGGUACACGGGUGGGGAAGAUCCCCUGACACUCCUCCGGGAUGUGAUCGACGCCGAGGAGAUCCGCCUCGACCGAUGGACGGUCGUCAUUCACACGGACGAGAAGGACGACCGCCCGCCUAGCACCCUCCCUCCUUGUGCUCAAGUUGGGACGACCAACGAAGACAAUACCCAAAUCUAUGUGAUGAACAAUUACUUUGGGAUUGGGAUUGAUGCGGAUCUGUGUCUGGACUUUCAUAACGCUCGCGAGGAGAACCCCAACAAGUUCAACAGCAGGUCUGUCUCCUCCCCUUCAGGCAAAAAAGGAGGAGAAAUUGCAGAUGAUUCAUGCUUAUCAGUAUCUCUCACCAGGAUCCAUAACAAGGGAGUGUAUGUGAAGAUGGGUCUGCGAAAGAUGGUCUCUGGGAAGCUCUGUAAGGAUCUCCACAAGUUGAUCGUCCUAGAGGUCGACGGCAAGAAGAUCGACCUCCCACCCGUCGAGGGGAUCAUCAUUCUAAACAUUCUCAGUUGGGGGAGCGGGGCGAACCCAUGGGGUCCAGAGAAGGACGAUCAUUUCAGCAAGCCUAACCACUGGGACGGGAUGCUGGAAGUGGUUGGCGUGACCGGGGUCGUCCAUCUGGGCCAGAUCCAGAGCGGCUUAAGGUCUGCCAUCCGGAUCGCCCAAGGCGGUCACAUCCGAGUCCGGUUGAACACGGAAGUGCCGAUCCAGGUGGACGGGGAGCCGUGGAUUCAAGGGGCCUCCGAAGUUACCAUCCUCAAGUCUGCUCUGAAGGCGUGGCUUGAUCCUUAG
Messenger RNA from Darwinula stevensoni, 2628 nucleotides. NCBI's taxonomy places the organism in Eukaryota, Metazoa, Arthropoda, Ostracoda, Podocopida, Darwinulidae. The record is from the annotation of a GenBank genome assembly.